AUGCUCGGAGCACAACAGCUAUAGUACCACUCUUCGGGAAGAGAAGAGGAAAGAGUCAACGCCGCAAUGGCAGCAUCACAUCUCCUCCUCCUCCUGCUGCUGCUGGCCCCGGUCGCGGACUCCGCGCCCACCCGCGUCUUCUCCGUCACCGACUACGGCGCGGCCGGCGACGGGUUCAGGUACGACACGGCGGCCAUCCAGGCCGCCGUCAACGCCUGCGGGGAGGCGGGGGGCGGCCGCGUGCUCCUCCCGGCGCCCGGGGACUACCUGACGGCGACCGUGCACCUCCGCUCGCGCGUGGUGCUCGAGGUGGCCCCCGGCGCGCGGCUGCUGGGCGGGACCAGGCAGCGCGACUACCCGGCCGAGCGGAGGCGGUGGUACGUCGUGCUGGCCGAGAACACCACCGGAGCGGGCGUCACCGGCGGCGGCGAGAUCAACGGCCAGGGCGGCGCCUUCGUGGUCACGCCCAGCGACCAGAAGAACGUCAUGGUGAGCUGGAACGCCACGGGGCACUGCCGGGGCGACGAGUGCCGCCCCCGGCUCGUCGGCUUCGUCGACUCCAAGGACGUCACGAUCCACGACAUCACCCUGAACCAGCCGGCCUACUGGUGCCUGCAUCUUGUGAGGUGUGAUCACUCGGUCAUACGCAACGUCUCCAUAUACGGGGAUUUUGACACCCCUAACAACGACGGGAUCGACAUCGAGGGUUCAAACAACACGAUCAUCACCAACUGCAGCAUAGACACCGGAGACGACGCGAUCUGCCCCAAGUCUCUUACGGGCCCUGUUCACAACUUGACAGUGACAAACUGCCGGAUCCGCACUAAGUCUAGUGCUAUCAAAUUUGGAAGUGCAAGCAACUUCAACUUUGAGAGGCUGCUCUUUGACAACAUAACCAUAGUCGAUUCGCAUCGAGGACUUGGAAUGCAGAUCCGUGAUGGAGGGAACGUCAGUAAUGUGGUGUUUUCAAACAUCAAAAUGCGCACUAGGUACUACCAUCCUUCAUGGUGGGGGAGAGCUGAACCGAUCUACAUCACCACCUGUCCAAGGCACCCUGGUUCCAAAGAAGGCACCAUUUCAGAUGUUUCCUUCAUCAACAUCUCAUCGGUAUCGGAAAAUGGUGUUUUCCUGGCUGGGUCGAGGCACAGCCUGCUUCGCAACUUGAAGUUCAAGAACGUUGAUUUGACCUACAGGAGAUGGACAAACUACACCGGGGGCCUGUAUGACUACAGGCCCGGAUGCCAGGAGCUGGUAAAGCACAAGACUGGCGGUAUGAUGCUGGAGCAAAUCUCCGGCUUGGAGAUCGAUAAUGUCAGGAUGAGAUGGUCGAGAGGAAGCCUCCAAGGGUGGGAUGUUAAUCCACUCCUCUUCCGGCCAUCAACUAUUGACAGGCUGUCAUUCCAUGAUUGGCAGUCCCUGAAUGUUCAAUAGCAGACCGCCUGAAUCUCAAUCGUAUGUAUCUGUAAACAUGGUUUACACUUUCAGUGCAAUUUCACCGAAAUUUCGGAAAUUUCAUUAA
This is a messenger RNA of Aegilops tauschii subsp. strangulata, 1519 nucleotides long. RefSeq names its product exopolygalacturonase. The record is from RefSeq and is a predicted model, not a curated record. Gene Ontology annotation, molecular function: polygalacturonase activity. NCBI's taxonomy places the organism in Eukaryota, Viridiplantae, Streptophyta, Magnoliopsida, Poales, Poaceae. Gene Ontology annotation, biological process: carbohydrate metabolic process.